AUGUCCGAGUACGCAUUCAGAAAGAUCAACAUCGACGCUCUUGAAGAGGACGUCCUCCUCCCCUCCGACCUCUACGACCCAGACCCCCGGGGUCCUGACGGCGUGUUAGCUGAUGCCCAGAGCAGGAGCGGGGAGGUCAGGAGUCUAGUAUCAAGGGGCGAUAUUGCAGGAGCUUUGGGGACAAUCUUGACUGAUCCUCCAUACGGCGAAGGCGUGGACGAAGCCAAAGCUCUGACAACAAAUUCCCUUCUCCUGAUAUUCAACUCCACUCGCUCGACAGACAUUCCCGCACUCGUGAAAGGUCUCGACCACGUUCAGCAAGACCGCUUGAUGGCGUACCUCUACAAGGGGAUGGCCGCGCUUGGGCAGGGGAGCGGGGAUACUAGUGGUAGUGUGCUGCUGACUUGGCAUGAGAAGCUCACCGAAGCUGCCGGUGUUGGGUGUAUCGUGCGGGUCAUGACUGACCGGAAAACGUUGUAA
Cryptococcus wingfieldii CBS 7118 is the source of this 480-nucleotide messenger RNA. Its product is annotated as arp2/3 complex 16 kDa subunit. Gene Ontology annotation, molecular function: actin filament binding. The record is from RefSeq and is a predicted model, not a curated record. The transcript has 4 exons. Gene Ontology annotation, cellular component: cytoplasm; actin cytoskeleton; Arp2/3 protein complex. Lineage: Eukaryota; Fungi; Basidiomycota; Tremellomycetes; Tremellales; Cryptococcaceae. Bases 1 to 480 code for a protein of 159 amino acids. Gene Ontology annotation, biological process: Arp2/3 complex-mediated actin nucleation; regulation of actin filament polymerization.